GGUGUUCAUGAAACCUUUCCCCUCUCCCCACCCCCACUCAGCCCGGGCCCCCAACCCGAGGAGACAGCAGAACCCAGAAAAGAAGCCUGUGGACAGAAGAACCAUGUCCGACUCCCUGGUGGUGUGCGAGGUGGACCCGGAGCUGAAGGAAAAGCUGCGGAAAUUCCGCUUCCGAAAAGAGACGGACAAUGCGGCCAUAAUAAUGAAGGUGGACAGAGAGCGGCAGAUGGUGGUGCUGGAGGAGGAAUUCCAGAACAUUUCUCCAGAGGAACUGAAAUCAGAAUUGCCAGAAAGACAGCCCAGGUUUGUGGUUUACAGCUACAAGUAUGAGCACGAGGAUGGCCGGGUGUCCUACCCCCUGUGCUUCAUCUUCUCCAGCCCUGUGGGCUGCAAACCUGAGCAGCAAAUGAUGUACGCUGGGAGCAAGAACCGGCUGGUGCAGACGGCGGAACUCACAAAGGUGUUCGAAAUCCGCACCACCGACGACCUCACAGAAGCCUGGCUCCAAGAGAAGCUGUCUUUCUUUCGUUGACUUCUGAGCUGGAACCGGAAUUCCCGAUGUCUGAGUCCUGAAAGGAACUGUGGCUUCAGACCCCUAGGAUCUGCACUUCAGAGUGACGCUGUAGAAAUUAAAACGCCAG
Molecule: messenger RNA, 641 nt
Organism: Sorex fumeus (smoky shrew)
Lineage: Eukaryota; Metazoa; Chordata; Mammalia; Eulipotyphla; Soricidae
Gene: GMFG
Product: glia maturation factor gamma
Exons: 7
Coding region: 8-532 (174 amino acids)
Biological process (GO): negative regulation of Arp2/3 complex-mediated actin nucleation; actin filament debranching
Cellular component (GO): actin cortical patch
Molecular function (GO): Arp2/3 complex binding; actin binding
Source: RefSeq, a predicted model, not a curated record